Molecule: messenger RNA, 9982 nt
Organism: Phasianus colchicus (ring-necked pheasant)
Lineage: Eukaryota; Metazoa; Chordata; Aves; Galliformes; Phasianidae
Source: RefSeq, a predicted model, not a curated record
UUUCCCUUUCAUUUCUUUUUUCUUUUAAAGUAUGCCUGCUGCAUUGACAAAUGGCAAUAGCUUUUGCACUAUUAAGUGCUACCAGCAAGAGAACAAAACUGCUUUUAUUUAAAAAGAAACAAAAAACUAUGUGCUUUACAUCUUUGUUGUAAAAGGUAAAAAGAGGUGGAUGUCUGAUUAGGGGUUGUAACUUCAAGGUACCUUAAGCUUUCUUUAUGUGGAUCACAUCAGUGGAAAAUUCCUUUGUUCAUUUUAGAAGAUAAACAGUUGUAACUUUCACGUUUGGUUGAUGUGACAUCAGUGACUGGCUGGGACUGCCAGCAUUCCAAAAGGGAUAUCAUCCUAAUCUGCAGCCACUCAGGGCCAUGGGGCGGAGCCUGCAGUCCAAGCCAAAACACUUACAGGUGCAUAAGUAAGUAGGGAAGGGCACAGGUGAUGCACCUGUCUCAGGAAAGGAGCACUAGCACAGGUGUGUCAUAACUUACCAGCUGCCUGUGUUAGAGCAUGAGCUCCUUUGAUCCACAAACGCACUCUCCACCACGCUGCAGCCCACAGUUUCCAAAUAUUGGUCAAGAACCUCCAGAAAUGAAUAUCUACUAUGAGAACUUCUUCCAUCCACAGAAUAUUCCUAGUCCACAGCGACCGAGCACCUUUGAGACAACGGACUACAACAGCACACCCAAUCCUUACCUCUGGCUAAACGGACCUUCCAUUACUCCACCACCGUAUCUCCCGGGAUCCAAUGCCAGUCCCUUCAUUCCUCAGUCUUAUGGGAUGCAAAGGCAGCUCCUGCCUAACAUGCACGGCUUGGGAGGAACUGAUCUUGGCUGGCUUCCUCUGCCAUCCCAAGAAGAGCUCAUGAAGUUGGUUAGACCUCCUUACUCCUACUCUGCACUUAUUGCCAUGGCUAUCCAUGGAGCACCAGAAAAGAGGUUGACUCUCAGUCAGAUCUACCAGUACGUGGCUGACAACUUCCCAUUUUACAACAAAAGCAAAGCUGGCUGGCAGAACUCAAUUCGGCACAACUUGUCUCUCAAUGAUUGCUUCAAGAAGGUGCCUAGAGAUGAAGAUGAUCCAGGAAAAGGGAAUUACUGGACUCUGGACCCAAACUGUGAAAAGAUGUUUGACAAUGGCAACUUUCGCAGGAAGAGGAAAAGGAAAUCUGAUAUUGGGGCUAGUUCUGCCCAUCUUACAUCUGAGAAAUCCGAGGACAGUGCCUUGACUGGCAGCCCCAAAGCUGUAGAGCAUCCGGAUCUUUUGGAAAACUCAUCAUCUGGGACCGACAAUCCCCCUGGUAAAGGAUCUCCGCCUCUAUCUUCCAGCAGUCCAUGCCUUAGUAAUUUCAUUUCCAGUAUGACUGCUUACGUUAAUGGCUCUAAUUCAGUGGGCCGCUCAGUGCCAUUGGGACUUAAUGCUGAACCCACUGACAAAAUGGGACAGAAUAUGGUAGGCUUAAAUUCCUACUCUCCACUCUCUAAUGUCCCCAGUCAUGGUGUGGGAGAGUGGUCCAAUUCUAUGCCUCCCAGUCACCUCGGCUAUAGCAACUCAGUGCUCAACCAGUUUAACACCCAUUUUUACAGUAGUAUCAGCACAAAUAACACUCUGUUUUCCAGGGAGGGGACAGAGGUUUAAAUAAGAGAUCUUAAGACAUCAAUAUAUAGCUAUUUAUGAGAGGGAGUGACAGGUGGGUGGAUGAUUAUUGUUAGUCUGUUGUCUCUAGGACCUGCAUUGUGUCCUACCUUCUGACAGCCCCAAACGUUUUAGCUGUUAUCCUUACUCAAGCACUCCACAUUUGGCAGCUCCAUAUAAAAAUGGAGGGAUUUUAACAGCAAGAAUAGUGAAGAGGUCUGCUGGAGAUUGUGUUCGUACUGCUGCCAACCAUGGUCCCCUGUGGACAUCCUUUAGAGGAAUUACUGUUUACCUUAGGAAUGAAACUUUCUGGCAAGGUACUAAUUUUGCUAUGAUGCUUUUAAAGCACUAAUACAUAUUUGGCUGUAUCUGCAAAUUACCUCUCUUGCUUAUACAGGCUGUCUGUACUAGAGAUUCUUGGUAAGUUCUUAUUGGGACAAAGCUACUCUGAGACACUGAAGGAUCUACAGCAAAAACUACUACAUAGUGAGUAAUAACUACUUGAGUGAAUGCCCUCUUUAAAUUUCUCUAACACUAGAGCAUACGUUGCCUCAACUCCGAUGCUGUUUCACCCCUAAGGGAAAUGUGGUUGUGAAGCAGGCUAACAUAAUCAGGGACACAACAUUCACUUUGAAACUGAAACAAAGCAUAACAAAAUAUAAUGGAGCUGCCUUCUGCUGGUGCAAUUGGAUCUUUGUGUUUUAAAUUCUGAGUAAUUUUGUGGAAAACGUGUCUGUACUAUAUAUUUUCUUCCUUUUUGUAACAAAGUCCAUACAAUUGUUUUGUCAUUGUGUAAAUAUUAGGAAUAAUUCUUAUUUUUUUAUAUUCUACUGUAACCACAAACAAAAAUUAAAAUAAAUGAAGUUUUUUCAAACCAAUAAUUGAAUCAAGUUUCAUAUUUAUGUAAAAUAAUACCUCAGACUGUAGAGCCUGCAACAUAUGUAGGCACCAUGUUUUACUGGUAUUUACUUUUACACUGCUGUGCACUGAUCAGACUUCCAGAAUGAUGGAAAACAUUAAUGCACUGUAAUAGCUACUGCUUUGUCUUGAUUUUAUAUAUAUUUUUUUAACUCUAGAUGGAUACAGUUUUGUUACAGGCCAUCCCAGAAGCAUUUUUAAUAAAGAAUUUGUAUAUGAGAAUGUGUGUGUACUAUACUUCUUACAUCUUUAAAAGCCUCCUUAAUAAUUUGACUUGUGCUGUUAGCUUGAGGAAAACCUAAUGAAAUAUUCAAGUAAGGUCAGAAAGUGAGACAGUAGAUGUCUAGUGAAUCAAAAUUUGCAUGCCUGAGGAAUACAAUUGGCUGCUAUUAUGCAAAAUACUUUCACUAAAGAAAAAUAAUCCUUACAGUUGUGCUAUUAGAGUUAAGGAGUGCCAAUCAUUUCAGAAACCAGACUGUAUUUUCACAUGCUAAUUAGCCAUAGAGUGACCGCAAUCAUUUCUACAUUCUCAUUUAUCAUUUUGUCCUUAUGACUGUUCACUGAGCUCACUCAAUAUUAUGAGUUCUCAUUUGGAAGCUGAAACCUCCAUCCAUGGCUAACAGCUCGAAUAACAAAAUAAAAUAACCUUCUGGCAGUGCCCUUCUGCCAUGCCUGUAAGUUUUUCUGAAGUCAGGCUGUACUGAGGCCUGAGCCGUAGCCUCCACCCUCUGGAUUUUACAGCCAUUCCACAAGUACCAGCCCAGGUGAGCCCUAGAAUGCCCUGCAAGUCAGCAGCCAGCAGCAUUUGUUACAGAGACUUGCUCAUGUGACAACUGAGAAAUGCAUUGAGUCAGCACUGUUACGUGUGGGAUCCAGUAAAAAUGCAACAGACCGCUCAAAACUGCAACUCCUGUGGAGUACAGAGUUCAGAAGACAGAAGAAAUAGAUUUCUUUCCUCCUUAAAUGUAAAAUGUUCCAUCGUAGACUUACGGAGCAAAAGUGUGGGAAAAAGAAAGUGCAAACUGUGCCAAGGAGAAUGAUAUUUCUGAACAAUAGCAGACAGUAGGAAGCAGCCCCUUUGUUGCUUUGUGUUGCAUUUAAUGUGUGGUUCCAACAAGACAAGACUUUGUGCCUCAUUACUUCCCAGGCACUAUUAAGCAAAUACCACUUUUGGCCUGUAGGUAGUGAGGAAGUACUUCUAACAUGCUGGUACCCUAGCAGAGGUAUUUUUCCUACUGGAUGCCAUACAUGCAGGUGUUAGUUAGCUCUCCAAUGACCUUCCAGCUAGCUUGAUAUGUGCCAACUCUGGUGAUGAACCUGCUGUUCAAGGAAGGAGUGGAAAAACAUCUGCGUGGCACACAUGAACUAUUAUUCCUAAAAUCUUUGUAACAAAAAAAAAACAAACACAUUCUUCUUUAUUUUUGCUUUUUUUUUUUCUUUUCAGAGAGAGUUGAUUUUGAUAACCAGUCACACUGAUAGGUUCCUGGAGAUACUGCACAUCAGUCUAGCACCUGCAAGGAAACUGUUGUGCUUGUAUGAGCAGCAGCACUGGUCUUCUUAAGGUAAUGCUGUUAUUCAUGUAUUUUGCCAGUAUGGUAAUUACAUGGGGUUUGAAAUGAAAAGCAUCUGUAUUGUUUUUCUUUAGUGUUUUUGUCUUUGUUGUUGUUUUUACGUACACUAUAUUACCAACAUGUAUUGUUAUAUGGUAUAGUACAAACAUUUACUGAUUGGUGCUGCUUGAAAAUAUAAUCUGGGCUUCAGUGACUCUCAUUAGUUUGGUCUGUGAUGAUUCCUGAUUGAUUGAUUGUUAUUUUCUUAUUGUGUUUUGUUUUGAAAUGCAGCUAUCUUCACAUCCCAAUGUGGGCACUGGGUUCCUUGAUUCUUCAAUUACUUGUUCCUGGUGUAAAUGCUAGCUGUUAAAGGUUGCUCCUGUCCCACCAAAACCACAGCCAGACGUGAAGUGGUCAGAAUAGGUUCCUACUUCUCCUCCCUCUGUCAUCACAAAACUUCUGCAAAGACAGAAGCCUUCUGUGGCAGACAGUGUGCUUUGAGUGAUGAGAAAUAGGUUCCUAGUUGAGGUAUAGUUGAGGUAUACCAAAGAUUAGCUGCUGAACCACUUGGGCAGUUUCAUCUUCAUUCACCUUGGUAGAAACACCUUCCCUGGGUUCUUAUUGCAGUAGUAUUGUCAUUUCAUACUUCAGUGUUCUGCAUACUCAGCAGGAGAAUCUGCAAUCUGCAGUACUUCAGCUCUAGUUUGCUCUAGUAUUAGUUCUUAUUUCCACAUUUCCAUUAUAGACUUGAGCUGCAAAUCAUGUUAAAGAUUUGAGGCUUCACAGCAGAAAUCUAGGCAAUCAGGUUUCCCAUAGAAAGUGUUCUUCACCUUGUCAUGGGAUCAACUGCAAACCCUGGAGUCCAGCAGUGCCAUUCCCAGCAGUCAGGUAGAGCCCCACCUACAAUUUGAUGUAUGUAGCAGAAAAAAUGUUUUGUAAUCAACAAUCUUUGUGAAUAUUAAAAAAAAAAAUCCAAAUGAAAUGAAGCCAUGAGGUAAUACAAAUCAGAGACUCACUCAUCUGCCAAAUCCAAACCAGGUCGUUGAUCAGAUGAUCAGAUAACUGUAGACAGGAUAGGAGAAGAGGCUUCUGAAGACAGAGGAGCAACAUUAGUGAUGGUUUGCCGUAGCGAUGAGGAAUGGAGAGCUGUUAACAAUGAGAUCAGCCAAAUCUUACAUUACCAUCAACAUGCAGGAGGUGUAAUUAAUCUUGGUGGCAAUUUACUCUGUGCUUCAUAAUUGUUUUAAAGGCUGAGUUUGUUGUGCAGCUUUCAGCUGGAUUAGGCAAAAUAGUCGAAGAUCAUUCUGUACUGGCAUCUACUUUAUUAAUGGUAGUGGUUUGCAUAUGUUAUGAACACAAAAUUUAACAUUCACUUUGAAGCAGCUGCUAGCACACGCUCUUCUGGCUGCAUGUGAUUCUUCUGCCACUGAUCACUCCUUCAUGUAGGUGGUCAAUGCAUUUCAGAUGUUGAUAACUGUGUCUACACAAAUGCUUAAGUACUCACUCCUUCCUUUGAGUCAGUCAAAAUGAACCAGGCUCAAGAAACAUGCUGCAAAUAACUGCUAACACUAACCUAAAUAGUCCAUGCUGCAUCUGGUUUUGGGGGAUUAUGAAGAGAGAAAUUAAUGGACAGGUGCAUCAUGUUUGUGCUUGACUGAAAGGCUGGUGGACAGAACCUUCCUUCAUCAAGUGAAAGCUAGUUCACACUGCCCUGUGAAACCAUUCUAUGAAAGGGGAAGAAAUUGCUAUAGCUAUUGCUUUCUGUAAACAAUGGAAGACUUCUAAAGCACACAUCAAAAAUCUAAAAUGAUACAGACUCAGGAACACUCUUUCAGUGCUUGGUAAACAAAUAGGAAGACAAAUAUGUCUGGUGACUUUACCCAGUUUUCCAAUUAUAGUACAGCUAUUUAGUUCUUUGCUUAUCUAGUAAAAGGUAUUAGAAAAAGAGACUGCACAAUGCUGUGCAAAAUAUAAAAAAGAAAGAAUUAUAAACACCUUAGGUUUCAUUCAUUCUUGUCUUACCAAACAUACUGCAGUGUUCUUAUUAAGUGGAAAAGAAGAGAGACCAACUUAAGAAAACCUUUACUUCAGUGAGGCUUCAAAUUUGUAUUUAACUGUAGAACUCUGAACUGCCUGGCAUUCCAAUAUUGAUAACCAAUGAGAGAUUAAAUGCUACUCCUUGUUCCAAGAUGACACCAAGAUGUGUAGCACAGGUAUCUGUAAAUGAAAAUAAAAUUAAAGUGCUGCCAGAAUUUAUUUCUCUGACAAACAGCAACAGGCACUUUGCCAAAUGUAUUCUGAAUUACAAUGCACUAACUUCUUUCUCAUGAUGGGAUACAUUAUGAAAUUCUUCACUGUUUAGUAGUUUAGUCAAUACUUCCUUUGUUGCUUUAUGUGAAAAUGUUCGCAGGUGAAUAAAAUCAUAAACUUCUUCCCAGUAGCACUGCCAAUUCAUGACACUGCCAGCUGAUAGCACUUUACAGCAAUUCUUGCAACUCCUUCCAAUUGAACUUGAGGAGAGCUGGCUCAGAGCUAUGUUACUCUUUUGGCAGCGUCUUCAUACUUUAAGAUGUAUGAAGUCUGAAUAAGAACAUGAAGUUUGUCACUAGUAACCUUUAUCUACAACUACAAGAAUCUGAGCUGCUGUAGUCGUGGAGGUACUGCUGUUAACUCUAUCACAGCUGGUACUUGUCAUGUGCUAGAAACCUCCAUGGCUGUGAGUACCUGGACAGAAAGACACUUCAGUUUUUCUUAUUUAUGUUGUAAACCUAGUUUAAGGACUUUCAUCUACACAAAGAAUCCUUCUUGAGUGGCCUUGCACAAUAUACAGUCUUCUGAUAAGCUAUGCAAAUUAAUUUUCAGACUACCCCUCCAGAAACAGUUUUUGUGUAUUUUGUCUUUGCUGAAUUGCAAUACAAAUCUUCCUUUACUCCUCACCUUGUCUUGACUCUUUUUAAAUCCAAAAAUAUCCCUCUCCAAAUUUCAUUGCUGUAGACUAUGCAACUAGUUCUGUGCGUACUUCCAGCAUAUCUUCCAUCAGUGGUUAUCUGUUGCUACUUAAAAAGCAAGACAAACAGUCAUGCAAACUCUAGAAGUAGUUAAUCUUCAUUUCUAACCUGCAUGCUACUCAUUUCCUAUAUAAGUUAGUUGGUAAAAAGCUAUUUAUUGUUCCUUUGUCAAAAAUUCCUGAAAUAAUCUCUCAUGGAGCAGUCUCACGAAGUACCAAGGAUGUCAAUUCAUCUCUGUUUAAAAUGAAACUCAGAGAACUCAGCUCCUUAUCCGUUUAAACUGACUAAUGCACCUCACCCUGCUGAGUACGCCAGUGUGAGGGUGUCAGAACCUCUCUCAUGCUCUUGUCUCCAGGACAACUGAAAGGGAGCAGCCUAAUCCUAGGAUGACAGAAGCUUUCUGUUCUUAAUGUUAUUUGUUAUCAUUUGUUUGUUUAUUUUUAAUGUGCUUUCCCUAUGAAAUACACAACACAUGACAAAGCUUUUCAGCAAUAUCCUUCAACUGUUAGGCAUGCAUAGUUUAGUUAACUGCCUUAAACUGUUACUACUGCUUCCAUUUAAUCUUUUCCAGCCAAAAAUUGCUCCUCUUGCCUCCUAGUUAUCAUAUCCUAGUUAUUCUUGCUUAUGUUCCUCUGACAGAUUCCAGAAGAUGAGUAAGGUGAGCAGGCACAAUGAAAGUGUUAUCAUCAAACUUUGCAUGUGUAUUUCCAAGAGGUAAGCAGAGCUAACCUUUGGUGUUCUAAUAGAUUCCAUGAAGAGCACUUAGAAGCUGUGCUGUAAUUACUUCCCAUGUCAGGAGAGUUUAUCCCCACAUUUAAUACUGUGCCUAGGUAAUUUAUGACCUCAGGAUGUCCAGCUGGACUAAUAAGACACUUUUACUCCUGCAUGCCACCAGCUGCAGGAGCAUCUGCUCCAUGCUGUAAUGCUAGAAGUUUCAUAGCAGUGUUACAUGGAUAGCAGCUAAUUAUGUCCAUAAGUGAACUGAUGAGCGUUUCCAGGCAGCACGCUGGAAGGAGGAACAAGAGGAGGAAGAAUAUUUGUGUCAUCAGGGAAGGCUUUUUCUUUGUUCUGCAUGCAGUUUCAUCUAGGAAUCAGAAUUGUCCUCUUGUUAGGAUGCACCACAAAACUAUGGAUGUUAUUUAAACUCCAGCACAAGGAGAGAUACAAAGCUGCUGAGUUUAUUUCUUUGUCGCCUUUGGAGGUGUGAAUUUGUUGUGGCACAGUGCCGGUACUACAGAGCAGGGGGGUAACACUGAUGUGCCUUAUAUCUCAGUAGCUAUUUUUUAUGCUGCUUGAACAAUGUGUUCUGACACAAACAGCCUAUUGUUUGCAAUUUCAUGCCAAGAGCUUUGUGUAUGCAAACUUGCAUGCAAAUCAGAUUGAUUUACUAUGUUUCCCUCCAAUGAAAAAGUGAAGGAAGGAAAAAAAAAACAUUUAGCUUCAGCUACACAUUUUCCUAUGAAUAGGGCAGCUAUUAAAUGAUUUAUGGAAAGAAUGCUAAGAAUGCAAUAAGUUCAAAGAAAGUGAAGUGCUAUCUUUCUUCCCUGACAGCUGGGAACCUGGUUAUUUAAUGUUAAUAGUGCCGUCAUCCAACUAGACUCAAACCAUUAUUUGUGCACAAGGUAUAUGUGCAUUUUACUGUAUCACUGCAAGCAGGCAGAUCUCAAAUUACUGGCUUUAUUUUCACUCAAAAAAAACCCAACAAAACCCACAAAAAAAAGUCUAGCAUGAUUCUUGCAAGGAAGGGGAAGAGAAAGGAUGUGGGGUUUGAUGUUUACUCCUGCUCCCUGCCUAUUGCUUUGUUGGGGAAAAGGUGUCUUCAGCUGGAAAUGCAAGUAUUUUAAGAGCUUUCCCUACUUUAGGCCUGCCACAACUCAAAUCCUUGGAUCUCUAAUGGGUCUAAACUAGCACACCUACCUGAAUAUUUCUGUGAGAAAGUACUUUGUGCUGCACUGCAAGCUGUCUGCUAUCAAAGCUCUCUGGAAGACAACAUACAGAACUAAAACUAUGAAGGAUGUCUGUAAUAAGACUAUAUAUAAAUAUUACAGUAUAAUAUACUGAAUUAUAUAUAUAGUAUUGUGACUCUACCGAUAAGGUUAUCUCACAUAUGACCUCAUUACUAAACAGGUGUUUUUUUCAAUUAUUUGACUGUUGCAUUAAGUUUUAUUGAUCCCACAUAUGCUCCAAUGGAAAAUGCAAAGUUCACAAAGCUUGAACUUUUUUCCAGAACCACAAAAUCAUUUCUUGUUCUGCUUGGAAGUAACAAAGAUGAGAUAACUGUGGAUAAUUAUGGAGAGAGAUACUCCCCAAAUCUGGAUUUACGUAAUUCUGUCUCUAUUCACUGUAAGUAAAUACAUGAUAAGAUAAGCAAGCAUGGAGACAAGUCAUUGUUUUCCUGCUACACCAUGUGUAUCCUUCAGUAUUUUUUAUAUGAAAUAGAUGCAGCCAAACAGCAUGACAACCUGAAACCUUCUCCAUGUGAGCAAGGGUCAGUGACAGUCCAGGAUACCUGCAGGCUGCUUGCACUGUGACAUUUCUAUUUUUUGUACAGAAUGUUUGCUAUUUAAAGCAGUUAUUGAAAAAUUAUAUGUUUGGGGAUUUUAUUUAUGCAAAUAAACAUGCAAAGAGGCAUGUUCUUUUAUUCCCUGGAAAGUUGUAAGACGUCCCUUAAGUUUGAAAGCCUACAGUGUAUUCUCAAUCAGGACAUUUUUCCUCCAACAAAGUGUAUUUAACAUUCCUAACCUUGAGCAGCAGGAAAAAAAUAAGGUCACAGCUCUAGAAAAACCUGUUGAUGAUAACUGAUAAUAUGAAAAUGAAGCAGUCAAGCAGGCUGUGGAAAGCAUAGCCUGGAUCUACUUAAAAAAAAAAAAAAAAAAA